CGCGUGGCUACUAGAUUUGAUACGCGUCCUGUCGCCCAGCCCAGUCAAUCUGCUCCGUCACUCUGUUCGCCGAUCCACUGUGGCUCUCGCACCUUUGCUUCUGGCACGCGGCUGCUGGUAAUCAGCGAUCAGCGUAGCUGAGAGGCGUGAUAGCGGGAGGUGAGGUGAGGUGGCCGGCGGUUGCUGCAGCUGCUGUAGAUAGGAGGGAGGGAGGGAAGGAAGGAGGGCAGCAAAAUAAUAAUGGCGGCAUCAUGUCAAUUCGCAAAAGAGGUGUGUGUGAAGACUCUCAACUCCUCCAUGCUCCAUGCAUCCGGUACCAACCGGCAGUGCCCCGAGCAGCUGGGAAGCAUCCGGCAAAGCAAGAUCGUGUCUCGACAGCAUGGAGCUCAGGGAGAGAGAGUGCAGUGCCGUGAUGCUAACAUAACCGACGUGGCCCAGAGGAAACACCUCCCUCACGGACCUCACGGACCUCAUGGACAGAGGAGAUUGAUGAUUCAAUUCUCUGGUAGUAUGCGAAAGAGCUCAGUGACAAGGGAGAGGAGAUCGAGGGUGGGUGCCCGACCACCACUUGAGAAAAAUGGUCGAUCGAGUUGGGUAGCAGGUAGGGCACUGAAAGAGGACGAUGCAGUCGCUGAGGUCUUUCGCGUAGGAGAGGAGAAUCAGGAGAUCAAGUCUGGCUGCGCCACAACGACAACGACAACGACUACCGAGUGUGGAAGACAAUCGGAAGCAGAUGGAGAUGGGGCAGACGGGCCGGGAAGGGUCGUGAGUGCAAGUGAUGGGCAGAGUGAGCGGGAAGAGAAGGAGGUGGUGGGAGAGGUGGUGGGUUAUCCCUUGCCGAAGCAAUUCAAUGUCGAUGAUGACUCUUCGUCGCCAAUGGCAACUCAAGGCUCGAACCGAACCAUCGCGCUGAUAUCGGCUGGGCUGUCUGCAGGGUUAUUUAUGGCCACUAGAUUGGCAGGUGCUGGGCCAGAUCUGUCGACGCUUGAGAAAUCCUCGCUGCCGUUUGAAUACGCUAUGUCGAAUGGACGUCCGACUAUGGUAGAAUUCUACGCUGACUGGUGUGAGGUGUGUAGGACCAUGGCCAAAGAUGUGUUUGCAAUAGAGGAGAAGUACAAGGACGAUGUCAAUUUCGUGAUGCUCAACAUAGAUAACGUGAAAUGGGCCGAAGAAGUCGACGAGUUUGGGGUUGAGGGUAUCCCCCAUUUUGCGUUUCUCGAUGGGAAUGGGGAUGAAGAAGGGGUGGUGGUGGGAAAACUUCCUCGGAAUAUUCUUGAGGAGAACGUCAUGGCCCUGGCUAGCAGAGCAUCGUCCAUACCCCACUCGCAAGUGAUUGGUCCUGUUUCUGACAUUUCAAACAAACCCACCUCAAGCAGAUCAACGGGGAGUGUCUCUCCAUUGAGUCAUGGAUCACCAUUCUAAGUGUGUGUGCUAGCUGGCUGGCUCAGCAAACAUGUUCUCUUAAAUUUGUAAUGUUUUUUGUAUGUAUAUUAAUUAGUAAAUAAUAAAUAUAUUA
This is a messenger RNA of Chara braunii, 1516 nucleotides long. Lineage: Eukaryota; Viridiplantae; Streptophyta; Charophyceae; Charales; Characeae. The record is from the annotation of a GenBank genome assembly.